UGCAAAUUAAAGAAAAAAGAAAAGAAAAACCUAAAACUGAGAGGAAAAAUUAAUUCUUCGAACACAAGCAAACAAAUUGCAGAAAUUGUUUUUUUUUUUUUGCGGCCAAGGAAAAAAAAACAGCCGCAAGUGGUUUUUCGAUAAAACCAACCAAAAAAUAACAAAAAAAUUCAUGAACGGAUUCGAUUCAUCGCCCGUGGAAUCUCGAAGAAUGGAGAAGAUGAAACGCAACGGCGAGAUGAAGCGGCGGCGCAACGGCGGCGUAACGGCGGAGGAGGCGGAGGAGGGAGGUGAUCCGGCGAUGUGGGAGACACUGGAUCAGAACUUCAGGCAAGUCCAGUCAGUUCUGGACAGGAACAGGGCUCUGAUCCAACAAGUCAACGAGAAUCACCAGUCAAGAAUGGCGGACAACAUGGUCAAGAACGUGUCUUUGAUCCAAGAACUCAACGGGAACAUCUCCAAAGUUGUUUCCAUGUACUCUGAUCUCAACACCAAUUUCUCCUCCAUGUGUCACGGCAAAAACGGCGGCGGCGGCGGCGGAGCCAGGGCUUGAUUUUGAUUCGGUUCGGUUCUCUGGAUUGAACCGGCCGGUUCGGGAUUUGGGAGUCCGGUUAAACUAUGAUUUAUCUUUAGAAUAAUCCGUGGGAGGAAAGAAAACCCACUUUUGAGGUUAUUUUAAAUAUGGUUUGAUGAGUCCUUCGAUUAUUAAAUCAAUAAAUAGUACUAAGAAUCUAUAUGCACUUUUACUAAUUAAUUCACUUCCGGGUGUUUAUAAUUUAA
Messenger RNA from Tarenaya hassleriana, 780 nucleotides. RefSeq names its product protein EARLY FLOWERING 4. The record is from RefSeq and is a predicted model, not a curated record. NCBI's taxonomy places the organism in Eukaryota, Viridiplantae, Streptophyta, Magnoliopsida, Brassicales, Cleomaceae. Gene Ontology annotation, biological process: positive regulation of circadian rhythm; entrainment of circadian clock. Bases 173 to 553 code for a protein of 126 amino acids. Gene Ontology annotation, cellular component: nucleus. The transcript has a single exon.